This is a messenger RNA of Aureococcus anophagefferens, 3195 nucleotides long. RefSeq lists its product as hypothetical. Bases 1 to 3195 code for a protein of 1064 amino acids. Gene Ontology annotation, cellular component: cytoplasm. The transcript is spliced from 4 exons. The record is from RefSeq and is a predicted model, not a curated record. Gene Ontology annotation, molecular function: ubiquitin protein ligase activity; zinc ion binding. Lineage: Eukaryota; Pelagophyceae; Pelagomonadales; Pelagomonadaceae. Gene Ontology annotation, biological process: Ras protein signal transduction; protein ubiquitination.
AUGUUCGUCGCGCCGCGCCAGAAGCCGACGUGGAGCGAGUGCCGGCCCUGGCGCGACGUGCGCGUGCGGCGCUGCGGGUCCUGCGGCCUGCGGCUCCUGCAGCGCCUCGACCCGGCGCCGGUGGUCUGCGCGACGCUCCUCGUCGUCGAGGUGCCCGAGUCCGUGGUCCUCGAGGAGCUGCUCGAGUCCCUGGAGUGCCGCGACACCUGGGUCGGCGGCCUCGAGCGCGUCUCCGAGAUCGGGCGCCUGGGCAGCGCGCGCUACGCGGUGCUCCUCGACGUCGCGGACGCGCGGACGCUCGCGGCGUGCGGCGCGGCGCUCGCGGCGGCGACCGUGCGCGUCGGCGACGCGUCCGCGCCCUGCCGCGUGCUCGCCGUCGACGCGAGCCGCUUCGAGGCCUUUGGCGACGAGGAGAAGUUCGGCGGCGGAGCGGUACGAGAGCUGCCCGCGUGCGGCGCGUGCCUCGACCGCCUGGACCUCGAGGACGCGAGCCUGGGCGUGGACCGGGGCGGCCCGCCGUCGGCGCCCUGGCCGGGGACGCCCUGCGGCGCCUGCGCGGCCGUGGCGCGGCGCGCGGGCGGCCUGGCCGUCGAUCGGUGCGGCGUCUGCGGCGACCGGCGGUCCGUGUGGGCGUGCCUCGUCUGCGGCACGCUGGGCUGCGGCCGCUACGCCCGGGAGCACGCCAAGGGCCACUACGCGGCGACGCGCCACGGCUUCGCGCUGGAGCUGGAGACGGGGAGAAUUUGGGACUACGUCGAGGACCGCUACGCGCACCGCGUCGACGACGACGACGUCGCCGCGUCGGGUGCGCCCUGCGGCGGCUGCGGCCCCGCGGCGCCGGCGGACCGCAAGUUCGGCGCGCUCGCGGACCACUACGAGCGCAUCCUCGAGGCCCAGCUCGCGGAGCAGCGGGCCCACUACGAGGAGCGGCUCGCCGCCGCGGACGCGGCCCGGGCCGCGGCGCUCGCGGCGACGGCGAAGCGCGCCGGCGCCGUCGACGACGCGCGGCGGCGGCUCGACGACGCCAGGGCCGACGCCGCCGCGCUGACGGCGCUCGCGGCCGCGCGGACGGGCGAGCUCGUCGGCCUCCGCGCGCGCCACGACGCGCUCGCGCGGCGGGCGGCCGACGCGCGCGCGCGGGCCGAGGCGACGCGCGCCGCGGCGGACGCCGUGCGGAGCGACACGCGGGACACCAUCGAGGCGCUCCGGGCCCAGCUCCGCGACGUCGACUUCGCGCGCCGCGCGCGGAGGCAGCUCGCGGACGAGGCCGCGGACGGCGGCACGCUCCUCGUCGCCCCCCUCGUGAUGGCCGCGGCGUGCCAUCCGUCGCGGUCGGCGCCGCCGCCGCCCGGCGCGCCGGCCGUGGCCGUGGCGACGCCGUCGACGUCCGGCAUGCAGCGCGCCGAGGACUUCGCCGUGGAGCAGGCCAUGCGCCUCGAGCAGGAGGUCAUCAACCUCAAGAGCCAGCUCGCCAUCGAGCGGCGCCGCGGCCUCCCGGCCGAGAGCGCGAAGCACGAGCGCGAGGUCGCGGCCCUGCGCGCCGAGAUCGGCCGGCUCAAGGCGGCGCGCGCCGGCGACGACGAGGCCGACGCGCUGCGGGCCGAGCUCGCGCGGCUCCGGGCGGCGCCGCCCGCGGACGGCGCCGUCGCGGGCGCCGCGGGCCCGCCGCGGGACGCCGAGGACCUGAGCCGCGAGGUGCUCAACGGCCGCAAGGAGAUCCGGCGCCUGCGGCGCGAGCUCGAGGACCACGAGGUCUACCGCCAGGUCACGGACGCGGCGCUCGCGCGCGCGCGGUCGGACCUCGAGGCGCUGACGUCGCAGCGCGACGAGGCGCAGAAGGAGGCGCGCCGCGCGACGCGGCUCUACCGCGAGCGGCGCGACCGCGACCGCCGCGCCAAGGAGGACGAGCUGCGCCGCGAGGCCGCGGCGGCGAAGGACGAGAAGCCCGCGGCCGCUCCGAGGGACGCGGGGCCGCGCAAGGUCGUCGUCAAGGUGCGCAAGCAGGGCGGGCGGCCCCGGGCGCCGCCCUGGGAGGAGCAGGCCAUCCUGACCGUCGACGCGUCGACCUACGACGACCUGCGGCGCCGCGCGGACCGGGGCGAGGCGGACGCGGCCGUCGCCGCGGCCCGGGCCGACGGCGCCGCGGCGGACCACGCGCGCGAGGUCGCGCGCCUCCACGGCUCCUACCGGGCGGCGCUCAAGGGCCUCGCCCGCGACGUCGAGGCGCUGCGGGAGGCCGACGCGGCCAAGUGCGCGGCCCUCGCGCGCGAGACGGAGACGUACCGGACGCUCCUCGACGCCGCGAACCGCGCGGCCGCGGGCCGGGACGCGUCGCCGGCGCCCCGGGGCGGCCGGAGCCCGCCGCCGCCCCAGUACCCCUUCGUCGGCAACCGCCGCACGCCGCCGCCGGGCCGCAAGCCGGCCUUCGUCGACGACGACGCGGACGAGUCCCCGCGGCCGCGGCACCUCGCGCCGACGGCGUCCGCGCGGAGCCCCUACCUCGCGCCCCAGCUCCGCAAGAAGCCGGCGAACCACCCGCAGAACCGCGCCGCGAAGAAGCGACCAACGAACGGCGGGUUUAAGGGCGUGCCCUUGGAGGACUACGCGAGCGAGCAGGCGAAGAAGGGCGCCCGGCCCAAGAGCUCGGUGCUGACGCCCGAGCGCGUCUCGACGGGCCUGAGCCCCGUGCCCGAGGACGCCUCCAGCCGGCAGCUCGACGUCGGACCCGUGGGCGUGUCGCGACCCGCAGACGACGACGACGACGACGACGCGGCCUCGAUGCGGAGCGGCGCGUCGCGGGCGUCGAGCGCGACCUACUCCGUGGCCUCGCUGGGCUCCGUGAUCUCGAGCGACGACAUGGUCACCGUGCGCGUCCGCGAGCGGCGGACGGGCCACAUGCGCGAGUACCACGUCGUGGCGAAGUACGCGCAGGACAGCGGGAAGACGACGACUCGCAUGAAGGCGCGGUACCGCGCGUCGCAGACGUCGCGCCUCGGGCAUCGAUAUCGCGAGGAUCUGGGGUCCCUGGGGCGCGGGGGACAUCGACAGUCGACGCGCGCGCCCGCGAGGCGGCCCUCGCGGGAGCCGCUCCCCGCGCGGCGGCCCCCGGCGGAGCGGGGCCUCCUGGACACGCUCGUCGGCUACGGGACCACGGUCCUCUCGGCGCUCGGCAGCCGAGGCGACCGCCCGACCUAA